AUGAAAGAAUCUAAACAGGGCCAAACACCGAUCGAGGAUUUAGCUGAGUUGAAGAGUUAUUUUCAAUCUCACAAUGUUGUGAGAGAAUACAUUGCCCACAGUUCUAAAGUGCAUUCAGUUGGAUGGUCCUGUGAUGGAAGAAAGCUAGCUUCCGGGUCCUUUGAUAAAAGUGUCGUUAUAUUUAAUUUGGAAAGAAAUAGAUUGGCUCAAGAUUUCGUUUUCCGAGGUCAUACGGGUUCAGUUGAUCAGUUGUGUUGGCAUGCAUCGCAUCCAGAUUUACUCAGCACUGCGAGUGGUGACAAAUCAGUUAGGAUAUGGGAUACCAGGACACACAAAUGUGCAGCGGCAAUAUCAACUAAGGGUGAAAACAUCAACAUAGCCUGGUCACCGAGUGGGGCGACAAUAGCCGUUGGAAAUAAAGAGGAUUUAGUAUCAUUUAUUGAUACUAGGAACUAUAAAGUGGUAGUUGAAGAACAAUUCAACUUUGAAGUGAAUGAAAUAUCUUGGAACAACACCUCGGAUCUCUUCUUCCUCACAAAUGGUUUAGGCUGUGUACACAUUUUGACUUAUCCACACUUGGAGUUACAAACGGUAUUGAAGGCUCACCCCGGUACAUGUAUAUGUAUUGAACACGACCCCACUGGCCGUUACUUUGCUACGGGCUCGGCUGACGCACUUGUUUCCUUGUGGGAUGUCAAUGAACUCGCUUGUCUGAGAGUUUUCUCAAGGUUGGAGUGGCCGGUAAGAACAUUGUCCUUUAGUUUCGACGGUCGUCUCUUGGCUUCAGCGAGCGAAGAUCAUAUCAUAGAUAUAGGGGAUACUGAAACAGGAGAGAAAGUAGCAGAAAUCCCAGUUCAGGCUGCAACAUUCACAGUGGCUUGGCAUCCAUCAAGAUAUUUGGUGGCAUUUGCUUGUGAAGAUAAGGAACCUCCUGAGAGGAAACGGGAUGCUGGGAAUCUUAAACUAUGGGGACUUAGCAGUUAA
Messenger RNA from Danaus chrysippus (African queen), 984 nucleotides. The record is from the annotation of a GenBank genome assembly. NCBI's taxonomy places the organism in Eukaryota, Metazoa, Arthropoda, Insecta, Lepidoptera, Nymphalidae.